GACGUCAGCCUAGUGUCUGGGUCCCUUUGGAGAGAAUGGUAGCCAGUUGGCCAGACCCUGAAUCUCUGCGUGGCUCCUUUGCUCUCUGGGCAGCGGGAAAGGACAAAUGCAGGAACAGUAAGCAAGCGCAUAGGGUAAAAAAGUGGCUAUGCUAGCAGAUGUUCACGGAUCCAGGCUGUGGAUAGCCGCGCCACAUCUGUCACGCACCCAGCUCUGACCAGCCCUCUGCCAGGAGAGAAAUCACAGGUCCCGAAGCAUCCCCAGACCUCCCCACCUUUCCCAACGCAGUACCUGGAGCCCCGCCUCGCCCUCUCCGCACCCCUCGGGCACCCUGGCCCCGCCCUCCCGCUGCCCCUCCCGCCGCGCCCUGCUCCGCCCCUGUCCGCUCCCGGGGCUCCUUCGGCGCAGGUCCCGCCCCAGUCCCGCAACUGGAGCCGUUAGCGCUGCAGCGGAGAGCCGCUCGGAGUCCGCACCUGGGAGUCGCGUCCGACGCUCGGCGCCCGCAGUGCCCGCUGCGCCCGGGCUGGCAUGGGGAGACCGGGCUGAGCGCCGCAACCCGCCACCAACACCCGCCUGCUCUCCCCGCGCGGCCCUCGCGCGUGCGGGCGAUGGCGAAGGCGACGUCCGGCGCCGCAGGGCUGGGGCUGAAGCUGUUCUUGCUGCUGCCACUGCUAGGCGAAGCCCCUCUGGGCCUCUACUUCUCAAGAGAUGCUUACCGGGAGAGGCUAUAUGUGGACCAGCCAGCCGGCACACCUCUGCUCUAUGUCCAUGCCCUACGAGACGCCCCUGGAGAAGUACCCAGCUUCCGCCUGGGCCAGUACCUCUAUGGUGCCUAUCGCACACGACUACAUGAGAAUGAUUGGAUCCGCAUCCAGGAAGACACUGGCCUCCUCUACCUCAACCAGAGCCUGAACCACAGCUCCUGGGAACAGCUCAGCAUCCGCAAUGGUGGCUUCCCCUUGCUUACAGUCUUCCUCCAGGUCUUCCUGGGGUCCACAGCUCUGCGAGAAGGCGAGUGCCAGUGGCCAGGCUGUGCCCGUGUGUACUUCUCCUUCAUCAAUGGCUCCUUCCCAGCUUGCAGCUCUCUUCAAUCCCAGGAUCUCUGCCUCCCAGAGUCAGGCCUGUCCUUCCGCAUCAGGGAGAACAGGCCCCCAGGCACUUUCCACCAGUUUCACCUUUUGCCCGUGCAGUUCCUUUGCCCCAACAUCAGUGUGGCUUAUAGACUAUUAGAAGGUGAGAGUCUGCCCUUCUAUUGCGACCCAGACAGCCUGGAGGUGAGCACUUGCUGGGCCCUGGACCGUGAGCUUCAAGAAAAGUAUGUGCUGGAGGCCGAGUGCAUAGUUCACAAUGGUGUCAGUGAGGAGAAGGUGACAGUGUCCCUUCCUGUGACAGUGUAUGAUGAGGACGACUCAGCGCCCACCUUCUCUAGGGGUGUGGACACUGCCAGUGCUGUGGUGGAAUUUAAGCGGAAGGAGGGUACUGUGGUGGCCACUCUGCAUGUGUUCGAUGCGGAUGUGGUACCUGCAUCCGGGGAGCUGGUGAGACGGUACACAAGCACACUACUCUCAGGGGACUCCUGGGCCCAGCAGACCUUCCGGGUGGAGCACUCACCCAACGAGAUCUUGGCCCAGGCCAACAGCAGCUUCGUGCGGGCAACCAUGCAUGAUUACAAGCUGAUUCUCAACCGGAGCCUGCCCAUCUCAGAGAGCAGAGUCCUGCAGCUGGUGGUCCUGGUCAAUGACUCAGACUUCCAGGGGCCUGGAACAGGUGUCCUCCUCCUCCAUUUCAAUGUGUCUGUGUUGCCUGUUAGCCUGCAUCUGCCCGGUGCCUACUCCUUCUCUGUGAACAGGAGGGCCCGCCGUUAUGCACAGAUUGGGAAAGUCUGUGUGGAAAACUGCCAGGAAUUCAGCGGCAUCCACAUCCAGUACAAGCUGCAACCCUCCGGCACCAACUGCAGUGCUCUAGGUGUGGUCACCUCAGCUGAGGACACCUCAGGGACCCUGUUUGUAAACGACACAGAAGCCCUGCAGCGACCUGAAUGUGCCGAGCUCCAGUACACAGUGGUGGCCACUGACCGGCAGACCCGCAGGCAGGCCCAGGCCUCGCUGCUCGUCACUGUAGAGGGGACGUACAUUGCUGAGGAAGUGGGCUGCCCCGAGUCCUGUGCAGUCAGCAAGAGACGAGCUGAAUGUGAGGAGUGCGGUGGCCUGGGCUCUCUGACUGGCAGGUGCGAGUGGCGUCAGGGAGACGGCAAAGGGAUCACCAGGAACUUCUCCACCUGCUCCCCCAGCACCAGGACCUGCCCUGAUGGCCACUGUGAUGCUGUGGAGAACCGGGAUAUCAACAUUUGCCCCCAGGACUGCCUCCGUGGCAGCAUUGUUGGGGGACAUGAACCAGGGGAGCGCCGUGGGAUUAAAGCCGGCUAUGGCAUCUGCAACUGCUUCCCAGAGGAGAAGAAGUGCUUCUGUGAGCCCGAGGACAGUCAAGGCCCGCUGUGCGAUGAGCUGUGUCGCACGGUGAUCUCAGCAGCCGUCCUCUUCUCCUUCAUCGUCUCGGUCCUGCUGUCCACCUUCUGCAUCCACCGCUACCACAAGCAUGCCCACAAGCCACCCAUUGCUUCAGCGGAGAUGACCUUCUGCCGGCCUGCCCAGGGCUUUCCAAUCAGCUAUUCUUCCUCCGGCACCCGCCGGCCCUCACUGGAUUCCAUGGAGAACCAGGUUUCUGUGGAUGCCUUCAAGAUUCCGGAAGAUCCAAAGUGGGAAUUUCCUCGGAAGAACUUGGUUCUUGGGAAAACCCUGGGAGAAGGCGAGUUUGGAAAAGUGGUCAAAGCAACAGCCUUCCGUCUGAAAGGCAGAGCAGGGUACACCACGGUGGCUGUGAAGAUGCUGAAAGAAAAUGCCUCCCCGAGUGAGUUACGAGACCUGCUGUCUGAGUUCAACCUGCUGAAGCAGGUCAACCACCCACAUGUCAUCAAGUUGUAUGGGGCCUGCAGCCAGGAUGGGCCUCUCCUCCUCAUUGUGGAGUACGCCAAGUAUGGCUCCCUACGAGGUUUUCUCCGCGACAGCCGCAAGAUUGGGCCGGGCUACGUGGGCGGUGGAGGCAGCCGCAAUUCCAGCUCCCUAGAUCACCCAGAUGAGCGGGUGCUGACUAUGGGUGACCUCAUCUCCUUCGCCUGGCAGAUCUCAAGGGGCAUGCAGUACUUGGCUGAGAUGAAGCUCGUACACCGGGACUUAGCGGCUAGGAACAUCCUGGUGGCUGAGGGGCGGAAGAUGAAGAUUUCUGAUUUUGGUUUGUCCCGAGAUGUUUAUGAAGAAGAUUCUUACGUGAAGAGAAGCAAGGGCCGGAUUCCUGUCAAAUGGAUGGCAAUUGAGUCCCUUUUUGAUCACAUCUACACCACUCAAAGUGAUGUGUGGUCCUUUGGGGUCCUACUGUGGGAGAUUGUGACUCUGGGGGGCAACCCCUACCCUGGAAUUCCUCCUGAACGACUCUUCAACCUUCUGAAGACGGGCCACAGGAUGGAGAGGCCAGACAACUGCAGCGAAGAAAUGUACCGACUGAUGCUGCAAUGCUGGAAGCAGGAACCAGACAAGAGGCCAGUAUUCGCUGACAUCAGCAAGGACCUGGAGAAGAUGAUGGUCAAGAGCAGAGACUACUUGGACCUGGCUGCAUCCACUCCAUCUGAUUCACUGCUUUAUGAUGAUGGCCUCUCGGAAGAGGAGACACCCCUGGUGGACUGUAACAAUGCUCCCCUCCCGCGCUCUCUCCCUUCCACAUGGAUUGAAAACAAACUCUAUGGCAUGUCAGACCCGAACUGGCCUGGAGAGAGUCCUGUACCACUCACGAGAGCCGAUGGCACUAGCACUGGGUUCCCACGAUAUGCAAAUGAUAGUGUAUAUGCUAACUGGAUGGUUUCACCCUCAGCGGCAAAAUUAAUGGACACAUUUGAUAGUUAACAUUUGUUUGUGAAAGGUAACGGACUCCCAAGGGGGAAGAAACAUGCCAAGAGCACCAAGUCCACCAGUCCCUUUGUGCACAUGACACUGGCCAAGUCCCGCUCCCAGGUGGCAGACUUGUUCUCUGUAGUUUGUUUUAAUUGGUUUCCAAAGAGGUUUUACUCCCAAUAGCCAGUGAUCUUCCCUUCUAGCAUCCCUGCCCCGCUGGAUGGGGUGCUCUGAGUCUCACUGGUAAACACCCUUUCCCUUUAGUAUUGAGUAGCACCCGGUUGGUCUCUACCCAUUGGUAACCACCACAUGCUCUGUCUUCACAUGUGUGGGUCUGCCAUUCACAACUUGUGUAAGAAAUUGUACCUGAAUUGUUCGAUUUUUUUUAUGGUUGCCACUACCAAACAUGCAAAAAGGUUUAAACAUGAAGCACAUAUACAAACAAAACUAAACAGUUGAAAAACUGGCCAGAAUGACCUGUUCUUGCUUAGACUGAGAACCCAAUAGAGCCAGGGCUAGAGGGGAGAAGGGGAUCUCAGGGCUGUCCUCCACUCAACAUUAGAGAUCCCAAGAAUCAUUUUUUAAAAACCAUGCAGCCUUUUCUUAGGAAAACAUUUCAUUUUUAUCAUGAUGAAAUGGCUCUUAGAUUUAGCACAAUGAAGAGAUUAGAUGUUGCCCUUGUUAACUUACAAGGCAGCUUGAGAGAGGAGGCCCACAGGACAUACUUUCCCCACUGGGCUCUCACACGUCAAUACUGAGUGUCCACUAACCAGAACAUGACAAAGAAAAAUGGUGUUUGGAGUGGAGUGGCCUCCAGGCCCAGAACUCCUGGGAGGAGAGGCCUUGACCCCCAAAUCCCCCCGACCACUGUCCUGUCACCAUGGUGUGCUCAUCUUCUGCAUCAGGACAGGUGGGUUUGUCUCACUUUAAUUGGUAUCUUGUCAGCUCAGCCUAAAGGGCCAGUUUAGCUCGUUCAGGUAAGAAGUAGCCUUGAGGUGAAAAGACAAGGUUUUGGCUCUUAUAGAGCUUGCGUGAAAGGCACACAGAUGAGCUCUUCCUGUGUUUGUCAUUUAAUGCUGCUAUGGCAGAGUGUUUUGAUUUCUUCAGUUCUGACCACGACUCAUAAGUAAGCUUGUCUUUCUGCACUGGUGCGCAGACCCUCCAUACUCCUAGGUUUUGUAGGGGCGGCUCUUGGAAGUCCCAGCAGCUCUUCUGGCUACCUCGGGACGUCACUUCACAGGAAAGGGUCAUAUUACCAAACACUGCCUGGUUGUCAGACUUAAAGCACUGUGAUAGAACUUUUAAAUAGUCUCAGUAAAAUACUAUAUUUUAUGGGCAUUUCACAAAAACAGUAAAAUUAUGAGGUUUUAUGUGGCUAAGAAUGUUUAGAUAAGUGUACCAGACAGAAGCUUAUAGAAUGUGUGUGAUACCCAGACAGAAAGAGGAAAAUGCUUAUUUAGGCAAGUAACGUGGCUUUAGUUUGGGCCAUUUUUUUCCCAGAUACACUGUGAUAAGUUCUUUUAUAAAUAUCUCUAGUCAUGAUAUACUUUUGUUUUUCAGAUGUGCUUACUGAUAGUUUUAUUAAAUGCAGAAAUAAGGAUAAACUCAUAUUAUUAAACACGUCUACAACAGUAAGUGUAAAUCGCUACAGCAGGUUUGCUCUCGUGGGACGAGAGCUCCAAGUCGAAAUAGCUGGGCCAUUUGUGGGGAAUUAGCACUUAGCUAAUAACCAUUUAUCUGUCUGUUCCUGAAAUACAGAAGUACCCAUACUUGUUAGUCCUAUCAAAGUUUUCAUAUACAUAUAUACAGAAAUUACCAAGUAUUAAACAUUACUAAGUAUUAAGUAGCUGUCAGCUGUUAAAAUUUGUAAAAUCCAUUUAAGAAAGGUUAUUAAACCAUACCGUGUUCAUUUGUUUUUGUAAUCAAGGUGACUAAGGAAAAUAAUUUCAGUUGUGUAAAUAAAAUCAUGUAUCAUCAAAUGUGUAAAUUUUUUUCCUUUCUCUUUAACUUUCUAGUUGGAAACUUGAGGUCUCUGAUUUUGU
Molecule: messenger RNA, 5983 nt
Organism: Nannospalax galili (Upper Galilee mountains blind mole rat)
Lineage: Eukaryota; Metazoa; Chordata; Mammalia; Rodentia; Spalacidae
Gene: Ret
Product: ret proto-oncogene
Exons: 20
Coding region: 609-3953 (1114 amino acids)
Biological process (GO): homophilic cell-cell adhesion; positive regulation of kinase activity; multicellular organism development
Cellular component (GO): membrane; axon; signaling receptor complex
Molecular function (GO): ATP binding; calcium ion binding; transmembrane receptor protein tyrosine kinase activity
Source: RefSeq, a predicted model, not a curated record